AAGUAUGGAACGUCCGUAGGUAGGAUAUCUGCAUAACUCAUAGAUAAAUGUGGUUUGACAGGCUUGUGUGGGUGAACUUAAAGCACACUCAGUCAGAGGGAAUAAGGCCAUACAAUCGGUGGUAAUUGAGGACAGAUACACUAUCAUAUCAGCCAUAGAGGCUGGUGCGUGUAAACUGAAAGAACAGGUCAUAAAAGGAACAUAACACAUAGAAUGUGGCGUAAUGGAAGGAAGUGACACUAUCCUUUCUGCAAUAGAGGCAGUUUCGGGGGAACUGACUGGACACGUCAUAACAGGGACAGGGCACAUAGAAUCGGUCGUAAUGGAAGGAAGUGACACUAUCAUUUCUGUAAUAGAGGUAGGUGCGGGGGAACUGAAAGAAAACGUCAUAAGAGAAACAGAGCACAUAGAAUCGGUCGUAAUGGACGGAAGUGACACUAUAAUUUCUGCAAUAGAGGCUUGUGCGGGGGAACUGACAGAACAGGUCAUACGAGGGACGAUGCACAUUGAAUCGGCUGUAAUAGAAGGAAGUUACACUGUCAUAUCUGCAAUAGAGGCAGGUGCGGGGGAACUGAAAGAACAUGUCAUAAGAGGGACAGGGCACAUUGAGUCGGCCGUAAUGAAAGGAAGUGAUACUAUCAUACCUGCAAUAGAGGCAGGUGCGGGGGCAAUGAACGAACAUGUCAUAAGAGGGAAAGGGCACAUUGAAUCGGCUGUAAUGGACGGAAGUGACGUUAUCACUGGAUUGGUUGAGGCAAGUACGAGGGAGAUUUCAUUUCAAGUAGACGUGGCAGAAAGGGAAAUCAGAAAGCUCAAGACAAAGAAGGAUGACGAAGAUAACGAUUUGCAAUGCAAAAAAAUUCAGUCGUGGUUAAUCGAACAGUACCGGGCAAUGUGUGUUGUACCAGUGUCGAUGCUGGAUCCUGACAUAGAUGUACCUUUAGAAAAGAUCUACGUUGCCCCGUCUAUCAAGGAACUAUGGAGAGGCCAGGCGACGGACAAAACAUCAAGGGGGGAAACAGAUUGUUUGAGUUGUUACAAAGAUUUGCUGCAUCGUGACGGUAAUCAUGUUAAUACAAUUUAUAUCCAAGGAAAUCCGGGUUGUGGUAAAACGACGUUUUCAACAAAGAUCGUUCUUGAUUGGCGUGAAGCCCAUUCUGAAACUAUUGCCAGUGCUAAGAAAGAAAUCACGAAAAGUGCCAGUACCAGCGAGGGGACGUCAAAACCAACACAUUUCGGAGAUCUUGACACGCUGCGAGAGUACACCUUUCUGUUCUUUGUGUCGUUACGUGAUUACAGCGGAUCCAUGUGUAACUUCAGCAAGAUGGUCGAGGACGCAAUACAGAGAAACAAACUAUCUUGGAAUGAUAGUUUCUGGCAACGUAAAUGUAUUGUUCUUACAGACGCUGCAAACGAAUGGCACCAUCCCGAAAUAACCUUUCCACCGCCAUUUUACUCAGAGUGCAAUUGCCUUAAAGAUCGAAGUAUGCCUCUGUAUUUGCAGCGAACAAAUAUUACCAACAUUAUAACCGCACGACCAUGGAAACUUGCCAAUCUAAGCAUGAGCAAUACUUUGACGCGUAUGUUCGAAAUCUCCGGCGUAAUAAAUCCAAAAACCUUGGCGGAAAAUGUUAUUAAUGUUUUAGCUGAGAUGGAAGGUAUUUCUAAGAAUGAUAUACAAUGUAAAUGUAUUGAUUUCCUUGACAAAGUAAUGUCACAAAACUUUCAUCAUCUCAUCACAGUUCCAGCUGUUUGUGUGCAGUUAGCUCAUCAGUUUUACGUUGGACGAUUGAUGGAAGGUUCACUGUGAGCUAUAUACAUUAAUAUGCUAUAUACGCAUAUUGCCAAGGGUUUGCAAAAACUUCAAAUUGAAGAAUUUGACACUGAAGCAAUUUGUUUUGAGGAAAUAACAAAAACAUUUGGAACAGAAACAACUGAGUAUCUGCGGGCUAAUGGGUCGCUGGUUCGCACUGCAAGUGCGCUUGCGUUUAAAACACUUACAGACUCAAGUAAAGAAACGUCGAUAGUAUUUGCGGAAAAAAACAUCACAAAGCACAUGACAAAAACACAACUUGGUUACUUACUUCAGAUAGGGAUUAUCACAAAGAAAAAAUCUUUGGCGCUUAGCCCGCGAAAGAAUGUUCCAUUCAUGUUCGUACAUAAAACUAUUCAGGAGUUUCUAGCAUCGUUGUAUAUUGCAAUGCAUCAGACGGACAUUGAAGACAUCACGAACGCCAUUAAGUCGGUGUAUUGUGAUGCUGAUUCUAUACUGGACAUGGGUCAGUUAUUUAUCUUCACGUGUGUAAUGUGUGCUGCUGAAAGAAUGUCAAACCACAUCAUGGAUGUCAUAACAUGCGACAUGGAAAGCAAGCUGCAUUCUAUUUCAGACCCGACGAUAGAUCGAUUUUCCACGCAUUAUUUUGCACAAAGAAUUGUAUUGCAUGGCUUUAUUGAAAGCGUGGCAAAUUAACAGCCUUGCUUACAACUGAAACUCAGUCAUUUAGUACUUUGUGUUGGUAAUAAGAACGAAAACGAUGCUUUAAAUACGUUAAUAGAUAUGAACAAAUCAAACAUCGUUAGCAUUGACACACAAUAUAUUUUCUUGCUUCAACAAGAAUCAUCAUAUUGUGUACAGGAAAUUAUUUCGCAAUCAAGAGAUACAUUGUCGUUUCUGCGGCUUGAAACCGCGGGUCAAUUAGACCUACAGGGUCUAAGACUCAAGUACUUAUCAUGCGGAGGACGUUCCAAUAUAAGUAAUUUAGACUGCACCUGUAUGCACACGUGUGAAAUAAAUGUUUUAACACAUUUAUCAGAGAAUUGUAUCUUACAACCGAUGUCCGUCACAGGUAAAAACAUUAAAAUCCUAAAGCUUGGGGUUGUUCAAUCAAUUGAUCUUCUCCGCGACGCACUUCCAAACCUGGGAAAUUUACACACGCUAAUAUUACACAGUACAAAUUUUCCGAACACAAAUCUGUACUACUUUUCUGAAUCUAUCCGAAGGGUAGUUUAUAUGAACGUUGUAGUUUCCGCUCAAGAUGUGAAGUCGAUGGUGGAAUGGUCAAAGUCACGGGGCGCGUGUGUGUGUUGCGAAUUUAUGGAAUGUUUAAUAUCUGCCAAUAAUUGGAUGGAUAUAAGUCACUGGAUGACACAGCAGGACGGCAUUGAAAUAACGCAAUUUGAUUUCAUAGCAAGCUUAAAAGAGAUCAUUAUUUCUUUGAGCAUCAAGUUAUCAAAGUGACAAUACUCAAACAAGUUGUCACACAUUCAAGACGAAAAGAUCACUGUUCAUCAGAGAGCGAUAUAACACUAAGUACGUUGACAAAAAUAAAAAUCUUCAUAAGAUUCAUAAUCCGAAAUUGAUAAAAUUAUACAGAGUUAUAAACGCGAAAGAAAUUGAGUUUUACCUAUUCGGUAAUAUAAAUUAUAAAAUGAUUGACUCAAGCUAUGCAAAAGUAGCAACAGAUAUACUCGUUUGGUCUUUGGUAACAUCUGGCAUAUUGUGAUCUCAUCUUGUAUGGAACAGCUCAAUGCGAAAUAAACAAAAUGCAUCGAAUCCAAAACAUGCGUUCCAAAUUCGUACUCGGCCAACAUAAAUAUGACAGUUCAAAAGAUGCUUUGUAUAGACUACACUGGCUACCAGUAAAAGCCAGGAUAUUAUUCAAAUUUCUGACCUUUCAUGUAUAAUUGUUAUGUUGGUCACGCGCUAAAAUACCUUACAGAAAUUGUAACAGUAAAAGUACCAGCACGUAACCUACAAUCUACAGUCUCGUAUGACGGAUGUGAUGAUGUUAAACGCACAAAGAGAUAAACCUUCAUGGACAGGAGUUUCGGAGAUGUUGGUCCGAAACUGUGGAAUGAACUACCAUCAAACAUCCGGACCUCUGUCUCAAUAUAUAUUUUUAAAAGGAAUUUGAAAACAUUUCUCUUCAGAGACGUUUCAACCUGUUUUAAUUUGAAUACCGGUGAUUAAAAAAUCGAGACUCAGCGUUAUAGAUUUAUUUUAUUUUUUAUAAUUUACGAGUACGAUGGUUGUCCUGACGGAGUUUGAUUUCUCAAAUCUUCAACUCACAUGGUGGUAGUAUAAGCAGUGUCUUUUAGUCACGCUAAGCUCCUCUAGUUGUGUUUAUAGUAACAUUGUCAUGUUAACCUUCAAGUUGUGUCCUGUAGUCACAAUUGGUCAUUCUAUUUGUGGCUUGUAGUCACAAUAGUUCAAAUAAGGUUAAAACCUCCUAGAAUUGUCCGUUAUGUGACAGGUGACCGGUAGCUGCGACAUCCGACAGCCAGAGUGCAGAAAUAUCCUCUCACGUAUCCUUUCAGUUAAUGAAAAACAGUAUCUUUAUGUUCCCAAAACUUUGCUCAUAAUAACAUUAUAAUUAUUGUCUUAAUACUAGUUAUAUCAAUUUAUAACAAUAUUUUACUUUACCUGUGUUUUAAUAUUGUGCCGCCAUUGUUUACUGAUAAAGUUUGUGACAGCAUUUGUAUUUAUAUCACACAAUUUUAGAUUAUUGGUAAUUUAAUUAAUGCUCCCUAAUAGUAUUAAUCACUCUCAUUGUUUAUCAGUUUCAUGUACGUUUAUAUGUUUUGUACAACGCCAUUGAAUAUAAUUAUAUAAAUAGGCGUUUCAUCAAAUAAGCAAGUUUUAAGUUCCAAGUUUAUAAAAUUCAAACACUGUUAAAUAUUAAGCUUUCAUUUUACUCUGUAAUUAUUAUCAUGAAUGUAUACAACUUCAAGAUGUACAUACUAAUUGAAAAACUAGUGAAGUGUUUCUUGUUUAUGAGUUUGUGUUUAUCUGAUGGUUUGUCUCUCACGGAACACGGAAUUAUAUUUCACUCGUCCUUCGAGGGUGUUUAUACGCGACGGAUAUAUGUUACUACAGGUAUAUUUGAUAAAUUCUUUUGUUUGUUUCCGUUAUUAUGUAACCUAUUCCAUGUGACAAUAUAUUGUGCUGUUAUGUGCAGUAUAUGCAAUAUAUAUUCAUAACUAACUCAUAACUAACUUCCCUGUAGAUGUUAACGGCAAGUUUAUCUCAUUAUAUUUGUAAUCAUUUGUCAUGUAUGAAUGAAAUGGCCGCACUAUACACUUGGAGGCAAAUAACUAUAACAUGUGUAAAUAGAAUUGUCUCAGAAACUAUAUAACUAAGAUUCUAUCUGAGUAAAUUUGAGGUUAAAAAUUGUAAUAUGUCAAUAUGUUUAUAUGCACGUGCUAACACUUUCCAAUUUUUAAUAAAUGCACGUGUAAAUCACUGCCUUUUUAGAAAAUCACUUAACUGAUAGGCUAUUGUCGUUAGAUUGUACAAUUGCUCUAGUUCAAAUUGACAUUUUCCAAAUAAAACUCUUUUUAAACCUUU
Dreissena polymorpha is the source of this 5347-nucleotide messenger RNA. RefSeq lists its product as uncharacterized. The transcript is spliced from 3 exons. NCBI's taxonomy places the organism in Eukaryota, Metazoa, Mollusca, Bivalvia, Myida, Dreissenidae. Bases 224 to 1810 code for a protein of 528 amino acids. The record is from RefSeq and is a predicted model, not a curated record.